GUAGUUACAAUCUUUUGUCAUUUAGUGAAGAUUAUUAUUUACCUUAUAUACAUGGUUAGGAUGUGUAUAAAUUGCAACCAAUUUCAUAUGUGUGUGAUAUAUACGAAAAUCAUUCAUUCUCCCCUCUCUAUUACCUCUCACGACUGGAUACAAAAGAUGUGGUUAGGACUAGCAUAUUGUAUAGUCGAUGGAGUAACCUUUAUAUUUUUCUGCCUUAUUAUUCUUUUAGCUGCCGAUGCUCGUGCGAGAUUCCUUUCUUUGACCAGUGUAGUUGUACAGCUAAGUACAGGAAGAAAUUUCUGACUGUCUUGGAUCGUUUUUUUCGAAUGCCUAGAGGAGCUGGCUGUCAAAAGAUUAAAUCUUUCUGCCUGUCAUUGUGUAUGAAGAGAGAUUUCAUGUGUCACAUUGAGCGUUGGAGUGUCACAUUGCUGAAUUGGGUGUGGAAGAGCUUGCACUCAGGUUUUUUUGUCAACAAAAUACCACAUUUCCGCUUCAGAAGCUUUUAUGUGAAGCAGCAGCAGCACCGAUGCUUAAGUCUCUGCAUUUGGUCGCAUGCAUCCUGGAACCCUUCAAUCCCCAGUGGCCUUUCAAAUCUCUAACAUCCCUAAGGUUGGGUUAUAUCGAAUCAGUUGAUGUGCAGGGCAUAUUGUAAUCAUGUCCGGAACUUGAGUCUCUAACAUUGGAGUAUUGCUGUCUUCCUUCUGAGCUGUUCAUUGGCGGAGGGAAACAACUGAAGUUGAAAUCAUUAAUCAUUUAUAUGUGUUAUGGGGGGGUGAAUGAGAUAUCUUUAUGUGCUGAAAACCUUGUAAUCUUGGAAAUUGAAUUAGAGGUAGAUUCAGCAAUGAACUUUUCCCACCCUACCAAUGCUCCCAAGCUCCAGCAUGUCAGCAUCUCGGUAAUGUACCCUCAUGAUGUGCGUGACAUCAUUACAUGGGUAGGAAAGGAUUGUCCUCAGGUUGAAUCUCUUUAUUUUGAUAUGUGGUUUGGAGACCACCCUUGGGCAUAUAGUUUGCCAAGUGAGGUGCCCACAUUUGGUCAUUUGAGGCAGCUUUACAUACUAAUGGAGUACAAUCAGUUGUUUGAUGUGACCCAAGUUGCUGCUUUAAUCACUGCCUGUCCACUGCUUCAGAGAUUGCAUUUAGUGGUGAGUCCCCUUCUUUAGUGAGGACAAGUGGGUAUUCUUUCUUAAUUAAUGGUAUGCUUGGAUUAAGAUGAACCUGGGUAAAAUUAUUUGAUUCACCUUUAUUGGGAACUUUAUACGUAGUAUUUGAUAUUAUUAAAAUAAGCUGGAUCCAUUUUGGCAGAACAAGACUUCUUUCUUCCUCUCUGGAAGGGGGAGAAAAGCAUACUAUGUUUGGAGAACGGGAGCAUCUCUCAGAAACCAUCAUCUUCAUCUUCAUCUUAAAGAAGUCGAGUUUGGUGGGUUCCGUGGUUUGGAAAAUGAGGUUGCUUUGGUAUUGUAUAUCCUGAAAAGUGCAUUGGCUCUUGAGAGGAUGGUGUUACGCAGGGAUUAUAGGUGGUAUACUGGUGCUAGUAAAGGAGGGAGGUGGGAGGAGAGAAAAGAUUACAAAGGGCUUACAUGGUCGGAAAAUCCACCAUAUACUGUAACAUUUGAUCAAAGCAAAUUACAACGGCAAUUGAGAGGGCAGGCUGCUUCUCCAACGGCGCAAGUUAUCGUCAUUUAGGAUGUGUUCUUAUGUGCUCCAUCCAUUUUUCGCUUCUAACUUGCUCAGUUUUUAUUUUAAAAUAUGAAUUGCUCCAUCCAUAUUAAUUAUAAAUUAUUAAUAUUGUUGUUCU
This is a messenger RNA of Cuscuta epithymum, 1797 nucleotides long. The record is from the annotation of a GenBank genome assembly. Lineage: Eukaryota; Viridiplantae; Streptophyta; Magnoliopsida; Solanales; Convolvulaceae.